AUGGCAGUGAGAGAGGUGAGGGAUGAACUGGACAUAGAUAAACUGACUGACAGAAGGGACAACAUCUCACUGCAAGGCACAGUGACUAUCACCACAGCUGCAAAAGAAGUAGAAGAAGAAGGAGAUAUGAUAAUAGAAGUGAUGCUUCUGCAGCUCAUUGACACCACUGUCUCUGCCUUCAACCUGGCUUUCUUAGCAGUCACAGAGACCGCCGCCGCAUCAUAA
Messenger RNA from Blastomyces dermatitidis ER-3, 225 nucleotides. RefSeq lists its product as uncharacterized. The record is from RefSeq and is a predicted model, not a curated record. NCBI's taxonomy places the organism in Eukaryota, Fungi, Ascomycota, Eurotiomycetes, Onygenales, Ajellomycetaceae. The transcript has a single exon. The coding region runs from base 1 to 225 and encodes 74 amino acids.